This is a messenger RNA of Dermochelys coriacea (leatherback sea turtle), 774 nucleotides long. RefSeq names its product histone H3-like. The record is from RefSeq and is a predicted model, not a curated record. Gene Ontology annotation, molecular function: protein heterodimerization activity; structural constituent of chromatin; DNA binding. Bases 45 to 713 code for a protein of 222 amino acids. The transcript is spliced from 2 exons. Gene Ontology annotation, cellular component: nucleosome. Lineage: Eukaryota; Metazoa; Chordata; Testudines; Dermochelyidae.
CUGUGGCUGCACUGGAGAAAGGUUGGUAGUGCGCUGCAGCGAGCAUGGCCCGUACCAAGCAGACGGCUCGUAAGUCUACUGGUGGCAAAGCGCCUCGCAAGCAGCUUGCCACUAAAGCUGCCCGGAAAAGCGCCCCAGCCACGGGCGGGGUGAAGAAGCCCCAUCGCUACCGCCCCGGCACCGUGGCCCUGCGGGAAAUCCGCCGCUACCAGAAAUCCACCGAGUUGCUGAUCCGCAAGCUGCCCUUCCAGCGCCUGGUGCGGGAGAUCGCCCAGGACUUCAAGACGGACCUGCGCUUCCAGAGCUCGGCUGUCAUGGCCCUGCAGGAGGCGAGUGAGGCUUAUCUGGUGGGGCUCUUCGAGGAUACCAACCUUUGUCUGAACGUUGUAUUUUUUGUAGUCAUGUCUGGUCGUGGAAAGGGUGGUAAGGGGCUGGGGAAAGGUGGCGCUAAGAGACAUCGUAAAGUGCUGCGAGAUAACAUCCAGGGCAUCACUAAGCCUGCGAUCCGCCGCUUGGCUCGUCGCGGCGGGGUGAAGCGCAUCUCGGGGCUGAUCUAUGAAGAGACCCGCGGGGUGCUGAAGGUUUUCCUGGAGAACGUGAUCCGCGACGCGGUGACUUACACCGAGCACGCCAAGCGGAAAACGGUGACCGCCAUGGACGUAGUGUACGCCCUGAAGCGCCAAGGGCGCACCCUGUACGGCUUCGGAGGCUGAUUUAUUUCUUUUAGGCGUGAUACGCAUUUUGUUCAACCCAAAGGCUCUUUUAAGGGCCACC